CUGAGGUGAGUCUGGUCACAACACUUCCCUGUCUCGUCUUUUAUUAUCAUGUAUUCUCUCAUUCUCUCCUCUCAACAUCUGAACAGAUUCUCAUAAUGGGCUCAGAGGAGAAAGCUGCUGCCUUGCUCAAUGCCACGUUUGUUCGUCCGGCGAGGUUCUACCUCAGCGGCUUCUCCAACAUCCCUCACGUGAAGUAUUACUUCGUGUUCCUGUGCUUUGUGUACGUCUUCACUGUCCUGGGGAACGGCCUCCUCCUCUCGGUGAUCUGCCUGGCGAAGAGCCUCCACACGCCCAGAUACAUGAUCGUGUUCAACCUGGCCGUGACGGACCUGUGCGGCAGCACGGCGCUCACCCCCAAGCUGCUGGACAUGUUCCUGCUGGAGAGGAGGCACAUCGCGUACGAGGCCUGUUUGAGUAACAUGUUCUUUGUCCUGUUCUUUCUGGCCGUGCAGUCGUGGACGCUGCUCACGAUGGCGUACGACCGGUGUGUGGCCAUUUGCUUCCCCCUGAAGUACCACAGCGUCGUGACCGGAGCCUCCAUCGGGGCCGUGCUGCUGUCGGUGUGGGCGUCGCUCCUGGGCCUGGUGGCCUUCACCGUGGGAGUCAUCGAUCGCCUCUCCUUCUGUGGCUCCGUGGUGGUGAGGAGCUUCUUCUGUGAUCACGCUCCGGUGUACAAGCUGGCCUGUAACGACGCGUAUUUUAGCAACAUAAUGGCCUUCGUUGGCUUCGUUGGAGCGAUCGUCCUCCCUCUGAUAUUGAUCGUGCUCACAUAUGUCUGGAUUUCCGUGGCCCUGAGCAGGAUCGCGUCGGCGGAGGAGCGACUCAAAGCUCUGAGGACUUGCACCUCUCACCUCAUCAUCGUGGCAAUUUUCUUUCUACCGAUUCUGGGCAGCAACAUAGCGUCUGUGGCGUCGUCCCUCCACCCCAACGCCAGGAUCAUGAACUCCUCUCUGACACACACCAUACCCGCUUUACUCAAUCCUAUAAUUUACUCCCUGAAGACGGAGGAGGUGCUGAUCUCCAUCAAGAAGCUUUAUAAAAGAAACAGACUUAGUAAUUUCACCUCGUCCAAAAUAUGAUCUAAGCUGAGUCGACAGUAGCUGGAUAAUGAUGUGAUGUGUUGUUACUGCAAAUUGACAAUUAUUUGGGGAAAUAACUGAUUUCACCAGGAACUGUUGCUUUACAAGAUUCCAGUGUGACUAUGUAUGUUUAAAAUAUGAUAAAACAUUAAAAGCUAAUAUUAUAUAAGAAAUUACAAUUAUUAAGAAAACAACAACUGGAAAAGCAGGAAAAACAAAUCUGUACAUCCCAGUGGUUGGAUCUUUUAGCACAACAGAUAUCAGGGCUACAAAAAAAAAGUUUGAAGAGUUUAAUAAAGUCGACUCAACAAUCCUCAAAUCUAUUCUGUUGCCGGUGAGUUGAUGCCACAACAUAUACGUGAAAAGUAAAGUAAUGUAAACAUAAAAAAGAACAGAAAGGAAAUGUGGAAAUGUGUUGAAUGAACAGAACAAAAUACCAGCCUGAGAGAUUACGUUUAUUUUUACCACUUUGUUUGUUUGUCUUUAUAUUAUUUGUUUUCUAGUUAUAUAAUUAUUAUAAUUAUUUUUUACUAUCAUGAUUUAUGUGUUGUGUUUGUAUGUCUUUCUCCACACACUGUGUCCACUACCUAUCUGUAUCCCUAUCUAUGUGUAUGUAUAUGCACUGAUCGGUGAAUAAAGGUUAAUAU
Molecule: messenger RNA, 1726 nt
Organism: Hippoglossus stenolepis (Pacific halibut)
Lineage: Eukaryota; Metazoa; Chordata; Actinopteri; Pleuronectiformes; Pleuronectidae
Product: olfactory receptor 146-like
Exons: 1
Coding region: 96-1079 (327 amino acids)
Biological process (GO): G protein-coupled receptor signaling pathway
Cellular component (GO): membrane
Molecular function (GO): olfactory receptor activity; G protein-coupled receptor activity
Source: RefSeq, a predicted model, not a curated record